AUGUUCUACUUCCACUGCCCCCCGCAGCUAGAGGGCACGGCGGUGCCGGGGGGNCACUCCGCCGGCGACUUCGACGACGCGUUCCUGCGAAGGAAGCAGCGCCGCAACCGCACCACCUUCACCCUGCAGCAGCUCGAGGCACUGGAAGCCGUUUUUGCUCAAACCCACUACCCCGAUGUGUUCACUAGGGAAGAGCUGGCUAUGAAAAUCAACCUCACGGAAGCCAGGGUGCAGGUGUGGUUCCAAAACCGAAGAGCUAAAUGGAGGAAAACAGAGAGGGGUGCUUCCGACCAAGAGGGCUCUAAGGAAACAAUGGCUGAGGUGGCACCUCCUGCGAGGAAUUUGAAUUCCCCUUCUCCAGCAGAUCAAACCAGGAAUAAAAAAGAGAGUCUGGAGAUCCAGCAGAGCCUGAGUCGAGCAGUGGGUCCUACAGGACCUUUCUUCCCUUCCUGCCUGCCGGGGACUCUUCUCAACACAGCCACCUACGCACAAGCUUUAUCCCAUGUCGCCUCUCUAAAAGGGAGCCCGCUGUGCUCGUGCUGUGUUCCAGACCCCAUGGGCCUCUCCUUCCUGCCCACCUACGGCUGCCAAAGCAACCGCACCGCCAGCGUGGCUGCGCUGCGCAUGAAGGCCCGGGAGCACUCGGAGGCUGUGCUCCAGUCUGCAAACCUCCUGCCCGCCGCUAGCAGCAGCCCCACUCCUCCUGCCAAACCCGGCCCCGAGGACAGCCAGGACAAGCAGCCCUCUCCGGCCAAGGAGCACAUGGAAGGAGAGAAGAGCGUAUGA
This is a messenger RNA of Aptenodytes forsteri (emperor penguin), 786 nucleotides long. RefSeq names its product dorsal root ganglia homeobox (gene DRGX). Gene Ontology annotation, biological process: regulation of transcription by RNA polymerase II. Gene Ontology annotation, molecular function: RNA polymerase II transcription regulatory region sequence-specific DNA binding; DNA-binding transcription factor activity, RNA polymerase II-specific. The record is from RefSeq and is a predicted model, not a curated record. Bases 1 to 786 code for a protein of 261 amino acids. The transcript is spliced from 7 exons. Lineage: Eukaryota; Metazoa; Chordata; Aves; Sphenisciformes; Spheniscidae.